AUGUCCACCACCCACCCACCAAGCUAUCGGGUUUGGGAUUGGAAUCCGGCAUACGUAUCUGCGCAGCACGCGCCCCACGCGACCGUGGGUAAUCUACUUGUAAGAUCUGCCUUGGUGGUCGGUUUGGCAAACCCAGAACUCAUGAAGCAGCCCUACUGGGCGGGAUUUCAUCCGAAUGAAGGGCUCAGCCACUCGGAUCCCAGGUGGGCGGCACGCAAGGCCAUGUCCAAGACAAGGGAGGGCGAUGAAGACGGAAACGCUAAUGCUGGGCUUGUUAACCACGCCGACGGUUCAUUUGGUGGGUAUCUUGCUUGGCAGAAUAUUUGCUUGGCCAAUGUCUGGAGACAGCUGGUGCUGCGUAGCGAUGUCGAUGACAUCGUGCUGGAGCUCUUGGGUCGAUUCUCUCUCGAGAGGCUCUACGCGAGCUCUGCCGACCGCGAAGCAUACCAGCACCUGGUCAUUUCGCUCCUCGUUCAGCUCAAGGCCAUCUUCGAUCUCCAGCGUCUGACGAUACCAGCAGAGCGCGAGCAUUCCCAUCUUAGCUGGUACCUGGGCUUCCUUGUGAGCUGGGAAGUUGCUCUCCGCUCAGUCGAAUUUGUCCUCCAGAUUAUCAUCGACAGCCGUGAGAGUCUCUGGGCACACCGCGAACUACGCGACCGGUACUUGGCCGAGUUUCUUCUCUCCGCCCUCCGGGUCCUUACGCUUCAUCCUAAAGCCCCCACCAACCAACGGUCUAAAGACCGACGUGAGCGCUUUGCCCGAAUACAUGGCGCCAUCGAGCAAGUAUACGACAGUUAUCCCGGGCCCAAGUCAUUUCUUCUGGAGGUUUGCAAGGAGGUUGCUGGACAGCUUCAUGCCGACCCAAACAGUCUUGGUCUUCCCGCCCCUCUCAAGUCCGAACUACCAAAUGUGACAAAAGAACUGUAUCCGCUCCCCCCCUGUCUGCACUCGAGUUCCAUCAGUGAGCUUGUGCCAGCCAGCGGAUUCGGGAACUGGCUAGUGCAGUUCCUUGCGUUGAGGGAUGUCUCGCAGUUCGUAGUGGCCGCUUGGAUCCAGUAUCACGUCAACAGGGAGAUGAGGGAUGUGCGCCUACAUGCUUCGUCCGCUCGUGCUCGCAAUGCCGUCCUCAGCGCUCUGAAUAACUUGCGCCUGCCCCCAAACUUAACCAAAGUUGAUAUGGUAAUCACCUUCAGUACUACCUUUCGUAUUAUUCUACCGGACACACUCGACCUCGCGCGCCACAAUGCUCCUGGGCCCCGGAUCGACGAAUGUGAGCUCGACGCGCUCGACGCCCUAAGCAACAGGUUAAGAGAACGACAGGUUGUCUACCGCAUAAGCGAUCGCGAAAUAGCCCAUAGCCUAUCCCAAGUGAUUGCAAACAUCGCACUACAAGAUGACCCUUCUGGCCGCUAUACCCCUGGUACACGGCCAAGCCUUUAUGCCCUCAAUUGUCCUAGUUGUCAUCUAGUUGGUGCUUCGCAGUUGAGGUCUUCAGGCAUCCAAGUGCCCAUGAGUACGCCAGAUUCACCAGAAAUCCGUCUUCCUCCUCAGUCAAGGUGUUUGUACUGCGGAGAGGGCGUCACUCUGGCCCGCGAGGUGACAAUUGCAAGGCAAACCUGGGAGUUGAUUGAACCGUUGCGGCCCGAUGCUGAUACAAUCAACGUUGAGCGACACCUUCGCCCUCCAUUCCAGAUGUGGCCACCAAAAUUGGAUCCUUCUGGUAUGGUGGUUCCUCCGACAACCAGUAGUGGCAUUGUCACUUCGGGAUACGAGAUGGUCAAUGGGCCAUUGUCGUCUCUUAACCCCCCUGGAACCCAAAUUCUUGCAAGUCCAGCAGUUGACCAGCCCGGUUCCAGAAACGCAGGGGUGGUGGUUCAGCCGGUGUUCAACGACCGGUAG
Thermochaetoides thermophila DSM 1495 is the source of this 1899-nucleotide messenger RNA. RefSeq lists its product as uncharacterized. NCBI's taxonomy places the organism in Eukaryota, Fungi, Ascomycota, Sordariomycetes, Sordariales, Chaetomiaceae. The coding region runs from base 1 to 1899 and encodes 632 amino acids. The record is from RefSeq and is a predicted model, not a curated record. The transcript has 6 exons.